AGAGGAAGAAGAGUAUGAAGAGGAAGAAGAAGAGCAGCCAAUCACAGAGCCCAAUACUGAGGAUGAGGGGGAGGAAGAGGCCAGUAGGCAGGUCAAAGACAGUGGUGUCCCAGGUGUUCAGGAGGCUGUGAAUGAAAACCUUUCAUGGUGUUCUGACUCUUCAGCCAUCUCCAGUGCCAUUUCUCCAGCUGAGAGGCCUCUCUCCUGCUCUAGAGCAAAGAGCUUUUCUAGCAGCUCCUCUUCUGUGCCUGACUCAUCUGUCUCUCAUCAUAAUUCUGUCCUUUCAUCACCAUCUUCACCUGUGGCAGCAUUGCUAAGCUCUUCCCAAAAUUCAUCAGCAUCCGUUACUCCGAAGGCAUCUCCAACGGUAGAGAGGUUACCUUAUGUACCACAUACUCCUUUUCACCUCUUCUCAUACGACUUUGAAGAGUCUCCAGCAUCUGUGAAAGAAAAGGAAGCAGAGGUGAUGAGGGAAAACAGAUACAAUAGCUACGGCAGCAGCUCUUACUCUUCUCCACGACCUUACUCUGGUGUGAGUGCCCCAACAACUCCCACUUCUCGUUAUGGGACAACUCUGUCACCGCCACAAGAGACCAAAUCUGACAGGCCAGCUUUGGGUGGUCUCCUUACAUCAUCUUUUCGGCAGCACCAGGAGUCCUUGGCAGCAGAAAGAGAAAGACGACGUCAGGAGAGAGAAGAAAGGUUGCAAAGGAUAGAACGUGAAGAAAGAAACAAAUUCAACCGUGAUUAUUUAGACAAAAGAGAAGAACUAAGACAAGCAAGAGAAGAGAGAUACAAAUACUUGGAGAGGUUGGCAGCGGAGGAGUAUGAGAAGGAGCUGAAGAGUCGGAGUGUAAGCCGAGGCAGAAGUGAGCUGUCCUUGAACCUGAGAUCUCCUUCAGCCCCAUCCUCACCUGUACCCAAGUGUGUCAGCCCAGCAUCCAUAGAGUCCCAGGAAGAGCUGAAGACCCCUUCCACGCCUUGCGGGACCCCUCGGCCCUCAGAAGUGAGUGCCAGUGAACCCGAACCAGAGACAGAGACAGAACCAGACCCAGAGCAGGAGGCUGAGGCCGAGCAGGGAACGGAGACACCCAAGGAAAUAGAGGCUACAGAGGUGGGACCAGAGAGUGAGGUGGAGCAAGGACCAGAGAGAGAGCCAGAAGAAAGUGCACUACUCAGUGAAAAAGAGAGGCAGAAUGAGGAAGUGAAUGAAAAAGACAACUGCUCUGCAUCCAGCAUAUCCUCAGCAAGCAGCACUUUAGAGAGGGAAGAGAGAGAGGACAAGUUAACCAGUGACAAUGAAACUGGUCCGUGGUCGCAGACUAUUCAGGAUGCUGGUGUGAAUGAGCAGUGCAGCAACAUCCUCAACAACAAGCGGUUUAUGCUGGACAUGUUGUAUGCGCAUAACAAAAAGCCUAAGGAUGAAGAGGAGAAGGAGCUGGAGGCGAAGGAGGAAAAGAAGGAGACGGAGGAAAGUGAGGAGUCACUCACUAGCCUAGCCAGCAGGAUCUCUAUCCUUCAGGCCACGAAACAGGCCAAAGAUGAAAGUGUCAAAAAGAUGGAGAUUGGAAAUCUGGACAACCAAGGCAGCGUGAAAGCCUUUGCGGAAAAAUUCAACAGUGGUGAGCUGGCCAAGGGGACAGCCGUGCCUGAGGAUGAAAUCAGUGAACAGGUCCCCGAGAAAACACCAGCACAGCCAAAGAAGGAAUCUGACUACAUCUGGGAUCAGCUCAUGGCUAAUCCUAGAGAACUUAAAAUCAAAGACAUGGAUUUUACAGACUUGGGGGAGGAGGAUGAUGUAGAUGUGUUGGACAUGGAUAUGGGUCCUGGGGACUCCCUUGUUCCCCCUCCUCCACCUCCACCUUCUUUUCUGGGUUUGCCUCCUCCACCACCUCCCCCACUGUUUGGAUGUCCGCCUCCACCUCCACCCUCUGCUAAUUUAUUGGCUCCUCCGCCGCUGUUCAGCACUCCUCAGGGUUUAGGGUCACCCCAGGUUUCUAGGGGUCAGCCAGCAUUUAUAAAGAAGAAGAAAACCAUCCGUCUGUUUUGGAACGAGGUGCGGCCAUUUGAGUGGCAGUGUAAAAACAACAAGCGCUGCAGAGAAUUCCUGUGGUCGAAACUGGAACCCAUUAAGGUGGACACUUCCAAACUGGAGCAUCUCUUUGAGUCUAAAUCCAAGGAACUGCCUGUCACAAAGAAAACUGCUGCAGAUGGGAAGCGACAGGAAAUCAUUGUAUUGGACUCAAAACGAAGCAAUGCUAUUAAUAUUGGCUUGACUGUGUUGCCCCCUCCCCGGACUAUCAAGACUGCUAUUUUGAACUUUGACGAAUAUGCCUUAAACAAGGAAGGAAUAGAGAAAAUCCUGACGAUGAUCCCAACUGAGGAGGAAAAGCAAAAGAUCCAGGAGGCACAGCUGGCGAACCCCGAUGUCCCCCUGGGCAGCGCCGAGCAGUUCCUUCUCACCCUCUCCUCCAUCAGUGAACUCUCCGCCAGGCUCCAGCUCUGGGCUUUCAAGAUGGACUAUGAGAUAGUGGAAAAGGAAGUUGCAGAACCACUUCUAGACCUGAAGGAAGGAAUGGACCAACUGGAGCACAAUAAAACUUUGGGAUUUAUCCUUUCUACUCUACUAGCCAUUGGGAACUUUCUGAAUGGAACCAAUGCCAAAGCUUUUGAGUUGAGCUACCUCGAGAAGGUUCCAGAAGUCAAGGACACGGUGCACAAGCAGUCCCUCCUGCACCACGUCUGCACUAUGGUGGUGGAAAAGUUCCCAGACAGCACUGAUCUUUAUUCAGAGAUUGGGGCCAUCACUAGGUCAGCCAAGGUUGACUUUGAACAACUCCAGGAAAACUUGUGUCAGAUGGAAAGGCGGUGCAAAGCAUCAUGGGAUCACCUAAAGGCUAUAGCAAAGCAUGAAAUGAAGCCAACUCUAAAGCAAAAAAUGUCCGAAUUCCUUAAAGACUGUGCAGAAAGAAUCAUAAUCCUGAAGAUUGUUCAUAGAAGAAUAAUUAACAGGUUUCACUCAUUUUUAUUAUUUAUGGGCCAUCCUCCCUAUGCAAUACGUGAAGUCAACAUCAAUAAGUUCUGCAAAAUUAUUAGCGAAUUUGCUCUGGAAUACCGCACCACCAGGGAACGAGUUCUGCAGCAAAAACAGAAACGAGCUAACCACAGGGAAAGAAACAAGACCAGAGGGAAAAUGAUAACAGAUACCGAUGAAGAAGAGGAUGCAGAGUCUGGCAAGUUUUCCAGCAGCUCGCCCCCCUGCCAGAGCCAGCCCCAGGGGCUGCAGUAUGCCGAGGAUGCUGCAGAGCACGAGAACAUGAAGGCUGUGUUGAAGACUUCCUCCAUCUGCGGGGAAAGCACCACGGCCCUCGGGGUCCGCACACGAAGCCGGGCCAGCCGAGGCCGUAUCGGUUCAUGGAAUGCUGGCAAUGAUGAUUCACCUAAUGCAACAGAUGACGCAGCAGAUGAGAUCAUGGAUCGCAUUGUAAAGUCCGCCACCCAAGUGCCAAGCCAGCGAGCGGUGCCUAGAGAGAGGAAGCGGUCACGAGCAAACAGGAAGUCAUUGAGAAGGACACUAAAGAGUGGACUGACACCAGAAGAAGCCAAAGCACUGGGUCUCAUCAGCACCUCUGAGAUGCAGGUUUGACAUUCCAGAGGUGGCGACAGGAAGAGCCAUUCAUCUGAAGCACACAGGCUGACAACGUUUUGGUGUAGCAUUGACCUGCCAGCCUCCUCUGCUGCUCCCAACAUCCCAUCCUCUGUUAGUUCAAUUUUAAUAAGCAACAAAAAGCAAAACCCCACAGCCAGGGCAGAAGAAGGGUGUGCCACAUCUCAGCACGACAUCUGGACGGUAACUGAGGAAGUGUUUGAGUGUUUGUAGGUGAAAGCGUAUGGCUGCUUCUCUCAUGUGUUGAUGUGAGUAGGAGGGGGCUCUCUCUGAGUUAUCUGUCAUGUGAGCUGUGUUUACGCUGGUUUUCCUUGUGCCCUGUUUUAGUCAUUGUAAAUGUAUGGCAUUUUGUUAAUGCAAGGAACAGUCCUUAAAGAGGCAAAAUAACUCCUGUUACAGCGACUCCAACUUUAUUGAAGCAGAUUCAUUAAGCAAAGAUGCAGAGUCUGUCCAGCCCUGUGGUUUGUUUGGGGUUUUUUUAUUAUUUUGCCACCAAAGAAUGUAAAAAUGUAUGUGUACCUUUGUAUAUGUACAGAAUGAAUGUGUGGACAUGUGUGCAUGUAUCUAUACACAGACAGUCAUGGUGUGAAAUCAUGUUCCUGAAAAACUAGCUGGACCAUGAUUUUCACUCUAGGGCCUUACUGUUCCACCUGGACAGGGGCAGAGAAUGUCUUUU
Molecule: messenger RNA, 4343 nt
Organism: Antrostomus carolinensis (chuck-will's-widow)
Lineage: Eukaryota; Metazoa; Chordata; Aves; Caprimulgiformes; Caprimulgidae
Gene: FHOD3
Product: formin homology 2 domain containing 3
Exons: 18
Biological process (GO): cardiac myofibril assembly; sarcomere organization; cortical actin cytoskeleton organization
Cellular component (GO): cytoplasm; cytoskeleton
Molecular function (GO): actin filament binding
Source: RefSeq, a predicted model, not a curated record